AUGUUAAGAAAAAACAAGCUGAUCGAUGGGACCGCAGCUGGCCAAGUGGGGUUCAAGAAGAAAUCUCGAGUCCCCGGCGUGAUGAUUACACAGUUCAUUGAGACACUGCCAGAGGGAAAGAACCAUCCGGACUUCACCCGCAAGCCAAUUGCUUUGACCAUCCAAGAGGGAAAAUUUGCCUUUUUCAAAGCCAUUGUCACCGGAGACCCGGAGCCAACUGUAACAUGGGGCCGAAAUAACGGAGAUGUGUCUGAUACUUCAAGAUACCAAACCAAACACGAUACCAUUUCCAAUGAGCAUACAUUUGAGAUGCCAAAUGUCAUGCCGGAUCAAGCGGACACCUACAAAUGCUUUGCCAAAAAUGAGUAUGGACAAGCCAUAGUCACGGUCGUUCUGAAUGUUAUUGAAGUUGGUUUCAAGAAGAACAAGAACCCGCAACAGACAGCAGAGCUUACUGAAGAAAACUUUAAGAAUGUGCUGAAAAGGAAAAGUAAGGUCCGUCCCAGGUCUGAGAAACCUGUGAAAAAAGACGGGGAGAUUGAUCCGGAGGUUUGGGAGCUGCUACUCAGCGCUGAUAAGAAAGAGUACGAGAGAAUCUGCGCAGAGCAUGGAAUCACUGACUUCCGACGUAUGCUCACAAAACUGAAUGAAAUGAAGAAGGAGAGGGAGGAGGAACAAGCUCAGUUCAUCAAGGAGCUGAGUAACCUGAGGCCCAUUCAGGUCAAUGCAGAUGGUUCCGCCUCCUUUGAGGUUGACAUGGAUCUUAAUGACCCAAGCAGCCACAUCUUCCUUUACAAGGAUGGUGUAAUGGUUCCAUAUACAAAGGAGUUGGGAGACAAGAUAAAGCACAGCCUCAAGAUAGUGGGGAGAAAGUAUACUUUCAGUAUGAGGGACCUUAUGCCAGAAGAUGCUGGACUGUACCAGUUGGAUGUAGAGGAUGUGAAUAUCUUUACUACUGAAUUUAAAAUCCCCAUGGUGGAGUUCCUGGUGAAACUUCAGGAGGUGAAGGCAACGGAGAGAGAAGAUGCCGUGUUCGAGUGUGUCCUGUCAAAUCCCUUCGCCAAGAUUCUGUGGUUUGGCAAGAAUUUGCCACUGGAACAAGGGGACAAGCACGAUAUCGAGGUUUCAGAGGACAAGCUCAUUCACAGACUGGUGGUCAAAGACUGCAUGGUGGUGGACAAAGGAAUUUACUCUGCCUGCGCAGGAAUAAAAUCCUGUAACGCAUGGCUUGUUGUUGAAGCUGACAAAGAAGCUCCAAAGGGGAAAAAAGCAGCGAGGAAAACAACGAGGGCUGGAGGAGCUGGAGUCGACCUGCAGAAGGUGGCCCAAGAACAACAAGUCAAACUAGUGAAAGAAAGGGAAGAAAGAAAGGAACAGAUUAUAGCUGCUAAAGAAGCUGCGGCUGCUGCGCCCCCCCCUGAAGCCCCUCCAGCUCCUGCAGCUGCACCUGAGGCACAAAAAGAUCCCAAACCAGGUAAGAACAGUGGCUCUCCUGCAUGAUCUCCCCGGAAAGAGAAGGGUAACUUUGUUUCACGUUGUCCAGAGCCCGUUAUCACCUGUGCCCUCUCGGAUAACUACGCUCUUCGUGGAAAGACAGCGGAAUUACCUGUGAAGAUGAACCUGGAGUGUGAUGGUUCCUGGUUCAAAGAUGGAGAGCAGUUAAACUCAGGUGCCGGGGUCACCAUAACCAAAGAAGGAACCUCUCACAAGCUGACGAUUAAAAGCUGCACAGAUGACGACUCCGGACUUUAUCGCUUUGUGUCAGGGGAGCAGAGUACACAGGGAAAGGUUACUGUAGGAGAUGUACCGGAAUUUGACCCGGACGACCUUCACAAGUUCGCCAAACCUGUGAUAGUAAGAGUGGGGCAGAAUGCUGCUUUCAAGAUGCCCUACACUCCUCAGGAAUCUCUGACGGUCAGUUGGUUCAAGGAUGGCACCGAGAUCAAAGAUGGGGGAGGAGUCAAGAUCGUGAAGGAGCCCAAUCACAGCCGCCUGCUGCUCAGAGACUGCCUGCGGACAGAUGCAGGCGAAAUAAAAAUACAGCUCAAAAACCCAUUUGGUGUCGUAGAGGCCACAUCUCAGCUUAUCGUGAUUGAUCGCCCAGGCCCACCGGAGGGUCCAGUGGAGACCGUUGAAACCACCUCGUCUGUGAUCGAGAUCAAAUGGAACCCUCCAAAGGAUGACGGCGGCUCGGCUGUCACCAACUAUAUCAUAGAACGACAGCAGGCGGGACAGAGUCUGUGGAUGAAGCUUGGCGAUGUUUUAGCUGACAGGACGUCCUUCAGAGACAGGAACGUGACUCAUGGAAAGAAAUACAACUACCGCAUCUACGCUGAGAACCCCGAGGGCCUCAGUGACGCCCUGGAGACAGCUGACAGCAUUAUGGCUGGCAUAAUGAUACUCGCUGGUCCACCUGGCGCUCCCAACGUGGUGAGUGCCUCUAAGACGUGUAUCAAACUGACGUGGACCCCUCCGGAGGAUGACAGAGGAGUACCGAUCAUCGGUUAUCAAGUAGAGAAGCGAAAGAAAGACACAAAUGAGUGGAUUGCCCUGAAUGCACUCAACGAACCUAUCAUAGAGGCUAAGUUUGCUGUUAAAGAUGUUAUGGAGGGAGCGGAGUACGAGUUCAGGGUUGCGGCAAUCAACGAGUCAGGAUCUGGAGAUCUAAGCCCUCCUUCUGCCAUGGUGUGCGCAAAGAAUCCCAACAUGAGACCUUGCUUCAAAGAUCCAGAGGACUUCAUUGUCGUCAGAGCCGGGAAUUCUGCUCGGGUCAAAAUCUGCUAUGAGGCCGAGCCUCCGCCCGAGAUCAGUUGGCUGAAGGAGGAUGAGCCACUAUCCCAGUGGAUCAAUAUCACCAAUACCGAGGGGAUGUCUCAGCUUGUUAUCCCCUCAUCGAAGAGAACAGAUUCGGCCAUCUACACUAUUACCGCCAAAAACUCUGUGGGCGAGGCUUCGUUUGACGUUGAGGUUAGAGUCGCAGAUGAACCCAAGACUCCAGGGCCAGUGGAGUUGGAGCAGACGGUCGAGGGCAAAGUGGUGAUCUCGUGGGCGCCCUCUCCUGACGAGGAGCACGACGACCGCCUGUUCUACGCGGUAUCUCAACAUGACUCCAACAGCCGAGUGUGGAAGACUGUGGCAGACCGUCUCACCGCUCACACAUACACAGCCAACAACAUCCUUCCCGGGAUAGAGUAUCACUUCAAGAUCUACGCCAAGAACGACGUGGGCCUCUCAGAUCCGUCUCAGUCGCCGACAUGGGGCGCCAACAGCAACAGAGGUGGGAUAGGUAAUUCAACGGACAUUUCCUUUGAGAGGCCCCCGUCCAUCCUGGUCCCUCUCAAAGUCCACGCUCCACCUAAAGGUUAUCAGCUGUACAUGACAUGCGCUGUCCGGGGAACUCCGACACCCUCGGUAUCCUGGUUCCUGAACGACGUGUGCAUCAACUCAGACAACAACUACUACAUCACCAACUCGUACGGAGUGUGCUCCAUGUUUAUUCUCCGAGUUCGGACAAUGGACAGCGGUGAAUAUAAGGUGGUCGCGGUCAACUCUUUUGGAAAGGCAGAGUGUUCCACUAAGCUUGUUGUUAGAGAAUAA
Messenger RNA from Pleuronectes platessa (European plaice), 3597 nucleotides. It is a transcript of the gene igfn1.4, whose product is annotated as immunoglobulin like and fibronectin type III domain containing 1, tandem duplicate 4. Gene Ontology annotation, molecular function: protein binding. Lineage: Eukaryota; Metazoa; Chordata; Actinopteri; Pleuronectiformes; Pleuronectidae. The record is from RefSeq and is a predicted model, not a curated record. The transcript is spliced from 21 exons.